AGACAAAAAAUCCCGCCCGUCUUUGUCCGGCUCUUGAGUAAUUCUAUUUGGCUGUAUUCACGGUUUCAUCGUCCUGGCUUCUACCACGCCAAUCAAAUUGAAAUCUAACCUCAAAGUUUCGAAUAAGAGGAACAAUGUGUUUGCUUCAAACGUAUUGCUAUCGAGAGAUUUUUUUCACUGUUAACUGUCACUUUUAUGAUGGAUAUAAAUACUGUGGAAGAUGAGGAUGUAUCUUUUCAUUUGGGAGAAAUGUUUGAUAGUUACGAAGAAUUAGAACAUAAACUGGAGAAGUUCUCAAAGCGUAGUCUGGUCCACUACUGGAGAAGAGAUAGCAGAACAGUUAGUGGAGCUCAUAUGAAAACUGCACGUCCAAUAAGCGAGCGUUUAAAAUAUUAUUCUGUCAAAUAUGCAUGUAUUUAUGGCGGUCAGAAGUUUUUACCACGUGGAGCUGGCAGAAGACAGUCUCAAUCGAUAAGAACAAAUUGCCCCGCUCAUAUUAUGUUAAGAGCAUCAAAAGAUGGUACAAAGCUAGAGGUAACUAGUGUCAAUAAUGAACAUAAUCAUGAAAUCUCAGAGGAAUUGUUUAAGAAUCUUCCACAAGAAAGGAAAUUAUGUGGCGAAAUUAAGCAGGAAGUACAAGAUCUCAUGCAGUUACACAUUGAUCGCAAAAGAUUAAAAGAAUAUGUACGACUACGAACGAACAAGAUACUUCGCUCCAAAGAUUUAUUUAAUAUAGCAGCUGCUAAUAAACAAAAGAGGAAUAUAACACCUGAGAGAGCAUAUCAACUGUUUAAAAAAAUCCAUGAUAUAGAGAAGAUGCAAGGGAGAAACAAUGAUGGGAAAGUGUAUUCUGAAUCUGAAGAUGAAAUUGCACAAACGAUAAAAAGGAUAAAAAAGGAACAAGAAUCUCCUUGGGGGCAGGAUGGAUUACCAACAGAAUUGGAAGUAAGCGAAGGAAAUGAUGGUGAUGAUUCCUACAGUGGUCAAUUAACUCAAGAAGAAGUAGUGGAUGAAAUUGAUACAACAGAAGGUGAACUAUUAAGAACAAAUAAUGACGGGGAUAUUAUAGCAGCAAAUGGUGAAAUUGUAGGAGAGUUAGUGAUGCAAGAUGGAGAUCCAUCUGUAAUUGUUGAGUCUAUCGUGAACGCUGAUGGUUCUGUUUUCGUAGAUGAGAGAGAAUUUAAUACCUAUUGUAACAAUCAUUUGUCACAUAAUGUAGAUGGUAAUCAGUCUCCUAGUACCAGAGUUUUAGAUAUUGAAACCAUCCAGCCCACUACUGACAUGGAAAAAAUAAAGGGAACAUCUACCUCACCUAAACAACAAACUAGAUCUCUUACACCUCAAUCACAUCAAACUGCAAAAUCGUCACCAAAUACUUUUAAUGAAUCUACAGACUCUAGGAUUUGGAUCAUGAAAGAGGCUACAAAUGCUGAAGCAGAGCCUGAUAGUGGGCCUGAAAGCGAAAUAAAUGGUUCAAAAUCGACAACGACUGUAAAAGCAGAUGUCGAUACAUCGGAGGUAAUAUUAUCAGACGAAGCCAGUCAUCAGUUACUUCAGGAGCAACUGGCAGUACUUCGUGCAGAGAAAGGGAAACUGUAUCACGAAACUGAAAUGCUAAAACUUAAAAAGGACAAAUUAAAGUUACAGAUGAAUUGUUAUUCAAACGAGAUACGAAAACAAGAAAUGGAAAAAGAAAAGUUGAGACUUGAGAUUAAAUUGCUACAGUCAAAAGUUAUGGAAGAUUCUAAUGAUGUUUCUCAUUAUAUUUUUGUGCCUUGAACAAUGUUUUGUGGUCGAAGGAAUAUGAUUACAGAAAUAACAUGCAGAUAAAUUGGUAGGAUCUUUUUUUUGUUAAGAAAAAUUGCACGAAAAUCGUUUUUGAAACAAAUUGAAUCUUUUCACAAGUGUAAUGAUAAAAUUAUUGAAAGAAACGUUGCUAAUUUAUUUAAUUUUAUUUAACAAUUAAUUUGUUAAUUACAAUAAUAAUUUAAUUUCUUGAUAAAUGUACUUGAAAUUGAAGUAAUACGAUAAUAUUUAAUAUCUCGUCAUUUAAUGUCGAUAUCAUUUAUAUUGCAUCUAAUAUGUGUAUGUUUUUCUAUAUUAACAUUUAAAAGAGACAUUAAAAGCGACAAGUUAUUGGAAGUAUUCUUUAUGCCAAUAAUGUGGUUAAUAUAGGACAAAUGUAUAGGUAGUGUAAUAAAUUAUUUUGCAAAUAAAA
This is a messenger RNA of Bombus pascuorum, 2218 nucleotides long. RefSeq lists its product as uncharacterized. The transcript has 6 exons. The record is from RefSeq and is a predicted model, not a curated record. NCBI's taxonomy places the organism in Eukaryota, Metazoa, Arthropoda, Insecta, Hymenoptera, Apidae. The coding region runs from base 196 to 1779 and encodes 527 amino acids.